AUGACGUCCAUGCUAUCCAGCGACCUCAUCUGCCAGCCUCUUCAGCAGAUCGUCGACGGCAUGGAGCCCUGGCUCAAGUCUCAGAAGGGCCUUUCUGCCACGGAGAGGUCCAACUACGAGGCGCAGGUUAGAACGCUGAAGCAUAUCCUGGUCAUAUACAAGGAAAGCCCAGACCCGCUCCCGGCAGACAAGAGGGAUGAGGUGCAGAGGCUGCUUACAGAGCUGCAAGACUACGGGCAGCCACCAGACGAGGUGAUGAAGCAGAUUGCUCCAGCCGACGCCGACGAGGGUGGCGAGAAUUUUGAGGACUUCAUGAAGACGAUGGGCCUCGAUCAGAACUUGGGGGCUUCAGAGAAGGAUCUCCUCAAAAAGCUUGCUGAGGAUCCUGACGAGCUCACAAAGGUCAUGAAAGAUAUGGCCGACGGGUUGGGGAACGACGAGGCGUGCAAGCAGCAGUAG
Prorocentrum cordatum is the source of this 459-nucleotide messenger RNA. NCBI's taxonomy places the organism in Eukaryota, Dinophyceae, Prorocentrales, Prorocentraceae. The record is from the annotation of a GenBank genome assembly.